Dermacentor silvarum is the source of this 3429-nucleotide messenger RNA. RefSeq names its product transcription initiation factor TFIID subunit 4-like. The record is from RefSeq and is a predicted model, not a curated record. The coding region runs from base 324 to 908 and encodes 194 amino acids. NCBI's taxonomy places the organism in Eukaryota, Metazoa, Arthropoda, Arachnida, Ixodida, Ixodidae. The transcript has 3 exons.
CAAUGGGAGAGAGCAGGGGAGAAGGGUGUGCAAGAGCAGCUCGUAUUGUUGAUUGGACGUCAUAGACAGUAAGCGGGCUCUAGAGGUUCGAUAGAGCCAGACGGUGAACUUUGUACUCGCCAGAUAACGGCGAUAGGCCUGCGCCUCUGGGUAACGAUAUAGAGGACGUUGGAGCAGAAAACGGCCAUAUUUAUCCUGUGGAUAGCACCGCGGCGUAGUCUAACCUCUACUCGACUGACUGUUCCUGCGAGAUUUUCUUACUUGAGAACAGUGCGAUUUUUGUUGACCGAAGUUCGUCACUUGGAAGAAAGCACAGCUUCAACAUGAGCACGCCGUACGGAGCCUACUACCCUCCUCCGGCUGGAGUGCAACCGUUUCCACAGCCAGCUCCUGUGGCAGGUGGUGCGGCCCCGCCUCCGCCACCCUAUUACCCGCCGCAAACUGCAGCCACGGCCAGCGUGCAGCCUGCCCCGUAUCCGGCGGGCUUUGCGCAGCCGUCACAACCUGCGGUGAUGCAGCCGUCGUACAACCCGGCAUACGUGACCGCGCCACCAUCGGCGCCCCCCGUCACGGUCAUUGUGCAGCAGCAACCUGGCGCACAGACAGCGCAGCCAACGCAGGUUGUCCGGCCACCCCCUCAGCAACACCAGAGUGGCAGCAGCGGCAUGGGCAUGGCAGGAGCGGCGGCAGUGGGCAUGAUGGCGGGCGCCGCAGUGGCCGGAGUAGCGGCGGCUGCGCACAGUCGCGACAGCCACCACCACCACCACCACCAACCCCCGCACGUUGCACACCGGCCGGGGCUGCUGAGCCGAGGACACCACGGGCCGGUCAACGUGCACAUUCACCCGCAGCCCACGCACUGGGCGGCCAGACUCGCCAUGCGGGCGAAGGAGCGCCGACACCACUAAAUGCGACCGCUGGGGUCGACUCGGGGAGUGGUGGCUUGCUCGAACAAACAGCAGACUGCCUAAAGCAUGAGCUGGACACAAGGCCGUUUUCCUAUUGCAAAAGAAAAAAAUCCGAAACCACAGCACAGCAGGAACCAGGAGGCAGUCUGCGUUUCCGGGUGCCUAUGCCGGUGGAAAAUAUUGUUUCGUGGAAGUAUACGCGGAAAACUAUUUACAGGAUGUAUGUACAAACCUAGGCUCAGCACUCAAGAAGAAGGUGAUAUGGAUCCUCAGAAACUGUGGAUCACCUACCCACAGUGAUGGAUUCGGGUUGAAGAAUCGGGCAGCUUGCUUGCGGGCUCAUUUCAUGGUGUGGGGAAGAAAAAUUAAAGGGCCUUCAGCGUCUUCAAAAUGUUUAUGUAAGAAAAAAAUUGGAGGCCAGUAUGCAGAGAACAAGCGGCUCACCGUCUUCGGUUUCACGGCCGUUAUCUUGAUCGUCGAGCAAAACUGGCACAUUUAGGAAUUUUAGGCAUUGGUUAUUGAAACAGAGAAAUUUGUCCAAAUGUAUGGAAAUUCCGCGCUAACACAUUGAAACAGUGGAACUGCCGACGUGAUGGCGUGUUUUGAUUUCAGUCACCACAAAUGACCUUUGCAUUAUUAUGCGAAGUAUUACCUUUGAUCGUAUUGUCAUCGCAAUCAACGCAUCUCGUCAAAUAAACAACAGGGCGUGGAUGCUCUGGAAUCUUUAACGAAGCACCGCUACUGAGCUAUAUUGCAUUUCACACCUGUAGCGGUGCUGCUUAUCUCUGUGCGCCAUGAAAAUAAACGCGUGCUGGAACACAAAAAAAAAAUAGUUUUAGCAGCAGAGCAGGCAAAUUGUGGCGUAAGCGGACAUAUAUAUCUAUCCCCGAGCUCGACAGGGUGUUAGUGGCGCUAAACAGUAUAGGACAAUAUAUUGCUAGCGUAACAACUUGCACUGCGACAUUGUUUGAGUCCAGUGACUACAUUAUCUGAAUACUUUAAACAAACUUAGAACUAAAUUUAAACUAUCACAUUUGCAGUCCAUUUGCAUAAUACAAACAAAUAUUCAUCUUACAGAAUUUAUCUUGGCAAACUGAAUCGCAUUUUGCACUAAUCUAAGGAAAUCGGGGAUACUUUUUGCCCGAGUUAGUGGGGAACAGGCUUCAGAGGUUGGCAGCACUGUCGCCGUGUGUCAUGCACCUGUGCGCUGCACCAAAGAAUUGCCAAACGCGAUGUUCCAUAGAAAUUCAGGAAUGGGUUGAACGACACUUCAGAAGUUACCUGUGUAGAAGAGCGAACUUAACAUGCGAGGAACGUUUCUUUUAAGUGCAAAGCACUUUAUUGGCCCGGGCUGUUGGCGUGUCAUGUCGUGGUCACGCGCAAAAACAGUAUCAAAACAAAUGCGGAAUUGAUCAGAACCGGUUCAACAUAAACUAACAUGAUUCAGAAUAACGUAAAGGAUAGGAAUUAUUAAGCAUUAGGCGCAUUAAUUAGCAGAAGCUUGUGAAAAUUGUGAAAAUCUUGUAAUGUGAUCUCAUGUCGUCGAGGUCACGCGCAAGAACAAGUUCUAGAUCAGGGUCAAAACAAGUGCAGAAUUGUUCAAAACCAGUUCAAAAUGCACUAACAUGAUUCAUAAUAAUUGAAAACAUACGAAUAUUCAUGAAAUAAUUGAAUUAACAGAAAUUCGUUAAAAUCGCUUCUAACUAUCAUCAGAAAAGGCUUGGCUCCAUGUGGGUGGCGGUUUCCCACCAGUUGUGCCUUAGCACAGCUGUCAAAACGAAUGAUGGAUUGCUAAACAGAAGAUAAACACUGGAUAAAACAAGAUAAGCACAAGGAAAAUACAAGGGAAACACCGACGAAUCACUGUUUCGCACUUCCCCAGAUUUUACGUUGAGUGGAACUGCAUUGCCACCGAGUUUUUUUUUUUUUUCAGACUAAAUUUAUUUUUGCAGUCACCUGAAUAAUUCCUAAUAACUAGUCCGAUUCUUCAGUAUUCAUAACGCCGUGAGGUAGUCGACUGCGCACUGUCUCCACAAAUUCCCAAAUCAUGUCAGUGACCUGCAGGAGGAGAUGAGAGGAGCGUGUCUAUCUCGCAAUAACUAGCACUGACUGCUGUUUGUCCGGCGCAUAAAAUUUUUGCUGGGAGGAAGCCCAUUCACUCCGGUCUAGAGUGCAGUCUAAAUCUAGAGUUGCUGUACCUUUCACCCUCUUUCUAUCGCUGUUGUGUUGCCCAAGCAAAAUUAACACGAAUCGAUUACAUUUAAAUGGCUAGUUCCAGCUUUGCUGAAAAGUUUGUUCGACAAAGUCCAAGAUAGUGUCUGCGUUCGCUCGAUAAGCGAGCUAGAUAGCAGCUGCUGUCGCCUUGCUAAAAGCUUCCGCGGUGCCGGGUAUUUGAGGGGAAGCACUUGUGUGGUCAUGCUACAAUAAAGGCGAAGGCUUCUGCUCAUACCGACAGGACCUGAACUACACCAUUGUACAUAUGCGCACUGCAUGAAUUAUUGUUUAUUAAUAAAACUUUUUU